GUGUACACAAGUGUAUACAUCUCCACAGCUAAGUUGCUCUUUUUCACUGUGUUGAUCCAGUGAAUGCCACUGAAUGCCUUGCAGACACCUCCCUCUGUGACCAUGAAAUUCCAGGCGUCCACAUUGCUGAUGGCCUUGUUUGGUGUCCUGAGCUGCAUACGGGCCGAAUUCUUUACCUCUAUUGGGCACAUGACUGACCUGAUUUAUGCAGAGAAAGACUUGGUGCAGUCUCUCAAGGAGUAUAUCCUCGUGGAGGAAGCCAAGCUCUUCAAGAUUAAGAGCUGGGCUGACAGAAUGGAAGCCCUGACUAGCAAGUCGGCUGCUGAUCCUGAGGGCUACCUGGCCCACCCUGUGAAUGCCUACAAGCUGGUGAAGCGGCUGAACACAGACUGGCCUGCACUAGAGGACCUUGUCCUGCAGGACUCAGCUGCAGGUUUUAUUGCCAACCUCUCAGUGCAGCGGCAGUUCUUCCCCACUGAUGAAGAUGAGAUGGGAGCUGCUAAGGCCCUGAUGAGACUUCAGGACACAUACAAGCUGGACCCAGACACAAUUUCCAGAGGGGAUCUUCCAGGAACCAAGUACCAGGCAAUGCUGAGUGUGGAUGACUGCUUUGGAAUGGGCCGCUCGGCCUAUAAUGAAGGGGACUAUUAUCAUACGGUGCUGUGGAUGGAGCAGGUGCUAAAGCAGCUGGAUGCUGGGGAAGAGGCUACUACACCCAAGUCCCAGGUGCUGGACUACCUCAGCUAUGCUGUCUUCCAGUUGGGUGACCUGCACCGUGCCCUGGAGCUCACACGCCGCCUGCUUUCCCUUGACCCAAGCCAUGAACGAGCUGGAGGGAAUCUGCGGUACUUUGAGCAGUUGCUGGAGGAAGAAAGAGAAAAAAUGUUAUCAAAUCAGACAGAAGCUGAACUAGCAUCCCAAGAAGGCGUCUACGAGCGGCCUGUGGACUACCUGCCCGAGAGGGAUGUGUACGAGAGCCUCUGUCGUGGGGAGGGUAUCAAACUGACACCCCAGAAGCAGAAGAGGCUUUUCUGUAGGUACCACCAUGGCAACAGGGCGCCACAGCUGCUCAUUGCUCCCUUCAAAGAGGAGGACGAGUGGGACAGCCCUCACAUCGUCAGGUACUACGAUGUCAUGUCUGAUGAGGAAAUCGAGAGGAUCAAGGAGAUUGCAAAACCCAAACUUGCACGAGCUACUGUUCGUGAUCCCAAGACAGGCGUCCUCACUGUUGCCAGCUACAGGGUUUCCAAAAGCUCCUGGUUGGAGGAGGAUGAUGACCCUGUUGUGGCCCGAGUAAAUCGUCGGAUGCAGCACAUCACAGGGUUAACAGUAAAGACUGCAGAAUUAUUGCAGGUUGCUAAUUAUGGAAUGGGAGGACAGUAUGAGCCGCACUUCGAUUUCUCUAGGCGACCUUUUGACAGCGGCCUCAAAACAGAGGGGAAUAGGUUAGCGACGUUUCUUAACUACAACGGUGAGCGAGAUGUUUUCAAGCAUUUAGGGACUGGAAAUCGUGUGGCUACAUUCUUAAACUAUAUGAGCGAUGUAGAAGCUGGAGGUGCCACUGUCUUCCCUGAUCUGGGGGCUGCAAUUUUGCCUAAGAAGGGCACAGCUGUAUUCUGGUACAACCUCCUACGGAGUGGGGAAGGUGACUACCGGACGAGACAUGCUGCCUGUCCUGUGCUUGUGGGCUGCAAGUGGGUCUCCAAUAAGUGGUUCCAUGAACGAGGACAGGAAUUCUUGAGGCCUUGUGGAUCAACGGAAGUUGACUGAUGUCCUUUUCUGCCCCUCCCCUUCCUGGUCCCACAGCCCAUGUCACCUUCAAGUUCAGCAUGACAGACUCCUUUGAAUGUUCCAGCUCCUAUCAGGUCUUUGGAGGAGUGAAUGUGUAGAGCGGAGGGAGAGUGUACUGGGGCAGGUCCUGUGUGACCUGGGUCCUAGUCUCUCUGGCCCCAAGGGUAGGUUCAGAGUGGCUGUAGCAGUUGGGCUGUCUAACGUGAAGCAAGAUGCCUUUGUACCUCAGAUGUUUUAGGUGUGAGAUAUUUCAAUGAACCAAAGUUUUGAUGCCUUGUUUACAUGUUUGUUUUAUGGCAUUUCUAUCAAUUGUGGCUCUAACCAAAAAAUAAAAUGUCCCUGCCAGAAGCCUUAAAGAGACUUAUUUGGAGUAUUUUUUAAGAAUGGGGAGCUUUCACCAAGUUUGCCAUUUCCUUUGCAUUGCUUCUGUGCAGGCAGAGUCUAGGUGGUGAAUGUUUCAGUGACAAAACCCUGGCCUUGGGUUCUAGACCUGGUUUUAACACUUGUGUCUUCUCCAAGCUUUGGUGUCCUUUUCUGGAAUGUGUGGGGUAAAUACAGAGAACAUGGAGAGCAUGUAUGUUGAUGAUUGUGAUGCUGUUAUAAUUUGAAAUUUAUUUUAAUAUUUUGAGAUACACAGAAUUGUUCAUGAUAAAUAGAUGUAUACUUUAAAGAAUAUGAAGGUGAGCGGGAGCACCUGUUUUACCACCUCCCAGGUUAGAGAAAAGAACAUUUGACUAGACAAUUGAUCACCAUAGUCUAGCCAAGUUGAUACACAAAAUUAACUGUCACAUGCCCUUUCUUUUCCCAACUUGUUUGAACAUUGUUUUAGUAUCCAUGAUAAAUUGCUUCUAAAAGUUGAAAACCCCAGUGCUAUGUUUCUUAAUUUAGUUGAACUUAUAGUCAUUAUGUCAAUGUAGCUGAUCAUAAAAAAGAAAUCUUUGUCUUAUUUGUCUAAUAAAAUUUGAAACAAGUU
Molecule: messenger RNA, 2764 nt
Organism: Galeopterus variegatus (Sunda flying lemur)
Lineage: Eukaryota; Metazoa; Chordata; Mammalia; Dermoptera; Cynocephalidae
Gene: P4HA2
Product: prolyl 4-hydroxylase, alpha polypeptide II
Exons: 15
Coding region: 64-1770 (568 amino acids)
Biological process (GO): peptidyl-proline hydroxylation to 4-hydroxy-L-proline
Cellular component (GO): endoplasmic reticulum
Molecular function (GO): iron ion binding; protein binding; L-ascorbic acid binding
Source: RefSeq, a predicted model, not a curated record